Penicillium bovifimosum is the source of this 1929-nucleotide messenger RNA. RefSeq names its product mediator of RNA polymerase II transcription subunit 17. Gene Ontology annotation, biological process: regulation of transcription by RNA polymerase II. The record is from RefSeq and is a predicted model, not a curated record. The coding region runs from base 1 to 1929 and encodes 642 amino acids. NCBI's taxonomy places the organism in Eukaryota, Fungi, Ascomycota, Eurotiomycetes, Eurotiales, Aspergillaceae. The transcript is spliced from 3 exons. Gene Ontology annotation, molecular function: transcription coregulator activity. Gene Ontology annotation, cellular component: core mediator complex; mediator complex.
AUGGCUGACUCCUUCACUCUGCCUUUGCGCCAUAUCCACGAGAAGCGUGAGCGUCCAGAUACCCUUCCCGUGGAGAUCGCGCAAAUCAACAGCCAGUGGGGCUCCUUUCGCGAUGUGAACGAAGAGGUCCUUCGCCAAAAGAUGGCCGAGGAGGCAGAUAAAGAUGGAGUGAGCGAGGAAGAUGAGAGUGAUGAAGAUGCGACCGAUCUCGACUCGACAGAGCGCUUGGAACAAUUGUACAAGCGGCGCACCGAGAUCACCGAGUUCGCCAUGAAAGCUCACAUGGAGACCUUGUUCGCCCUCGAUUUUGUAUCUCUCUUGCUAUCCAAACAGCUCCCCCGCCAGGCCGAGACCUCCAUUUCGCCCUACCUCAAGCAAAUUGCGCCCCUUGGCUCCCUCCAUGCCGAAGUCGUGAACCCUCCCCCAAAACCGGCAUCGGCUGCCAAAGACAUAUCGGUGGUAUCGAGAGGAUGGCGGAUCCAAAAUUUCAAGGCGGCCGCCAACAAGCUUCUGCAGGCUGCGUCCAGACUUGAAACCGAGGUCGCGGCGGAGACCCGAUAUUGGAAUGAGGUAUUGGCUAUCAAGGAUAAAGGGUGGGGGAUUUGCCGUUCACCCCGUAAUGGGCGAAAUUUGGCCGUGCAAUAUGGGUUCCUCGAAUCCACCCCAAUUUUCCGCGACCGAGGCCUUGCCCCCCUUCACCGAGCGCAAGAUGGAAGUUUACACUUGGACGAAGGAGUGGUACCCUCCAAAGCCAGUUAUGUCCGUGUGCGGGUGAUACAAGAUGGUCGACUGGUGGGUUACUCUAAACCGACCCGCUCGGCCUUGGAUGGCGGAGACACCAUUGAGAGUCGCAUUCGACAAGCCCGUGAUACUCUAUUCGAAGAAGAGCUGUUCCAUGAGCUUGUCCGGGAAGCCCGAGCGAUUGCGAGCUUUGGCGUGACGACUCGUGAGAAUCUCAUAGAAGUCCCUGGUUCCGACGACCUUGAGAUCCUACUGGAUCUGGUGGAUGCCGAUGAAGUGCAACCCGAAGAUGGCAUCACGCGGCAAGGAACUACUCUUGCACAGGGGAUAGGUCAUGCGAUCGGGAUUUUGUUGGCGUAUGCCCACCGCCAGAACCUGCGCCGUCGAUCUCAAAUCCCGCCCCCCUUAACCCCUAAAAAGCCAUCUAUUCCCGAGUAUCAACUGAUUCGGCCGGUUUUAACUUAUAUCAAGCACAUUUCCGAUGUACGCUGGGUGCAAUCAUUAUUGAAGGACCUUUUCGGUGUUUUGCAAUCUGCAAAGUUGAACCCUCCAGCGUACACCACAAAGUCUUUCUCCAUAGGAAAGCAGGCCCCAGCCGCUCAUCUUCCAGCUGUAGAGGCCUUCGUUGGACAAUUCCUCGCUCCCUUUGAGUCCACAUUUAGUGGGAAGAUUUUGACCCCUCGUGGCUCUUUCUCGAUCGCAGUCCGCACCAGCCUUUCCUCACCACCAUUUGGGACUAGCUUCAACGUGUCAUUCAAUAGUCCCAUGUAUCCGGACUUCAAGUCUCCUGGCCAUGUUUCUCAAAGACAGGAAGUGGAAGCCGCUAUCACACAUCUCUUGUUGCUUGACGUGGUCUUCGCCAUUGCGUCCAACGAACCGGCCAAACCCAAGGACGACAGAGAUGCCCAAGCGAAUCGCGCCUGGGACCCGAUCUACCCUCAACAUGGUGAACUUUUGCUUUCCCCCUCCUCUCCCAAUUCCUUUAAACGGAGAAAGAUGAAGGUUGCUCUUUCCCGCGAUGAGUUGUCCGUCGAGGUCUACAAAGUCCACUGUAUCGAUGGUACCGGACGCGGAAAUCGGGAAAAACGCGAUACAAAGUCAACACCGUCUACUUGGUCAUCGUCCGCUGCAUCACCGGACCAGCCUUCUUUGAUGGAGUUCGUGACCACCGAGUUGUCCCGUUCCUGA